This is a messenger RNA of Medioppia subpectinata, 3435 nucleotides long. The record is from the annotation of a GenBank genome assembly. Lineage: Eukaryota; Metazoa; Arthropoda; Arachnida; Sarcoptiformes; Oppiidae.
AUGGUCCUGAGUGUCCGGACGGCCAUUGAAAUGUGGAUUAUUAAACAUCUCGCGAGCCAUAUCGAGGUCGCAGAUGAACACAAAAGACGAGCAUUGUACAAUAUUUAUACAAUUGAUUUAACAAAAAUAUUAAUUAUGAAAUAUAUGUUUGCAAUACUGGGCGCCGUUAUUACAGCCGGUGUACUAUACAUUGGACCGGUGGGGGCCGAGUGCGGGUAUAGCGCCUGUCCGGUGACCGACCCAUCGAAGCUAAACAUACACCUCAUAGCCCACAGUCACGACGACGUGGGUUGGAUGAGAACAGCCGACGACUAUUAUGACCGCUAUGUCCGUAAGAUUAUAGCCAACGUGGUUAAAGAACUAGACAAAAACCCUGCACGUCGAUUUACCCAGGUCGAAAUUUACUUUUUCCACCGCUGGUGGCGCACACAGACUGACGAGCGCCGGGAUGUGGUCCGCAAACUGGUAGCGGAGGGACGGCUGGUGUUUGCGAACGGAGGCUGGACUGUGAACGAUGAGGGCUCAGCUCAUUAUAACAAUAUUAUUGAUCAGAUGACACUUGGUCUUAAAUUUUUAAACUCCACAUUCGGGGCGUGCGCACAUCCCAAAGUAUCAUGGCAAAUUGACCCGUUUGGUGCCUCACUAGAAAUGCCCUCACUAUACGCUCAGAUGGGUUUCGAUGGCCACGUUUGCAACAGAGGGCCAGAUAAGGGAGAGUACAUAUGGCACGUGUCACCCGACCUAAACACGCGUAUAUUUACCACGAUAUUACACUCGCACUAUAGCGCACCCAAUGACUACAACUUUGAAGAUGGUCAUAACAGGAUUAGCCACCGAAAUGUUCAUGCUAAAACCAAAAAAUUUAUCAAUAAUGCUCGCAACUGGAAUAAUGAUUACGGUAAUACCAAUCACGUGUUGGUUACCAUGGGCGAUGAUUUUAAGUACAAGACAGCCAACGAUUGGUUUGAAAACAUGGACAAAAUGAUCAAGGAGGCAAAAGCUAAUUACCCUGAUGUUAAUUUGUUUUACUCAUCGCCCGAUUGCUAUGUGAAGGCAGUGAAUGGUUUGAACCGUACGUUCGAUGACCGCAAUGUUGAUUAUCUAUCCUAUUGGGUCGGGUACUACUCUAAUAGACCGGCACUCAAGUACCAGGAUAGGUUGGCAAACAAUAUACUUCAGUUUCUUGCGGGGAAACAACUAUCAGUAUUAGCACGUUUAGACCCUUCAAAAACUACUGCAUAUUUGGAUGAAGCGCGUAAUGAAAUGGCCAUAUUGACUCACCAUGAUGCCAUUACGGGAACGUCACCCCAGGCCACUGCCGAUGACUACGCCAGUCGGUUACAGAGCGGUUACGCGGCCGCCAAACAACUCAUACGUCGGGCCUAUAGUUAUCUCAAGUCAAACGACUCCGAGAAACAGGUCGUCGUAACCGAUGUUUUCUGUGAUUCACUCAAUAUAACCGACUGUACGCUAACGGAGAGCGCGGAUCGGGUGGCCGUCACUGCCUAUAACCCAAUCGCCCGACCCGUCACUCACUACUUACGAGUGCCGGUCACUGACGGUGUGUAUCGUGUGUUUGACUCGACAGGUGCUGAAGUCGGGGCCAAAUCACUGCUCCCGGUGUCCGAAGCGGUCAGACUAUUGCCCAAACGUAAAGGUAGUCUCGCCACACAUGAGCUGGUGUUCAACGCUAGGCUACCGGCUCUUGGAUUCACCACAUAUUUUGUUGAGAAACACAAUAAAACCGAUAAGAACCAAUUGAUGGAUGAGGUGAGCGUUGAAAUGAAGGGCAAAUCAUUUAUACUGCAAGUGGACGGGAUUACCGGUGCUCUCCAGACAAUUACACUCAACGGUCAGAAACACAGAUUGAAUCAAUCGUUCAAAUGGUAUAAAUCAAUGCAAUCAAAGUCGGGUCGCGAGGACUCCGGGAGUUAUCAGUUCUGUCCGGACGGCAACGCCCGGCACUACAGACAGCAAAAGUUGAUUUCAAGUCAUACGUCGGAUGCCGUACAUGAGCUGAACCAACAGUUUGCCGAUUAUAUACACCAAACGGUGCGCACAUAUGAGGACAGGGAUUACAUUGAGUUUGAUUGGACGGUCGGUCCGAUACCGAUGGCCGACAAGAUUGGCAAAGAGAUUGUCACCCGAUUUGAGUCCGACCUCCAGACCGAUGGCGUGUUUUAUACGGACUCUAAUGGCCGGCAGACUAUACGUCGGAAAUUCAAUGUCAACGCCAAAGGCUGUAAGGAUAACGUGAUUACUGCCAAUUGGUUUCCCAUUUAUAGUCAUGUGUUUGUAAAGGACGAGAAUCGAGGCCUGCAAAUGACUUUGCUCAAUGACCGAACACAGGGUGGCUCAUCACUAAUGAACGGUCAGAUAGAGCUUAUGGUUCACCGGAGACUACACAACACGGGAAGGGGCGGUAAUUUCAAGAUUGACGAACCGGGAGUAGACGGUAAAGGACUGGUAGUCCGGGGCCGACACUACCUCUACUUCCAGCCCAUCGCCGACUCACCAAAACUGAUGCGAAGUCUAUCGCAGAGUCUGUUUAUGGGACCAAUUGUGUCGUUUAGUAGAUACUCGACAGUUGACGACUAUUCGCAAAAAUUUGCCACAAGUUUUACGGCAAUUGGCGACUCACUGCCCGAAAACAUACAUUUGCUAACAUUAGAGCAGUGGUCAGAACGGGAAGUGUUGGUUCGUUUUGAGCACAUGUAUGAGAUGGCCGACAAUCACGAGCUCUCAAAACCGGUUGAAUUUAAUUUGCAAAAAGUGUUAAAAACUCUAAACAUUGAAAAAGUGGUUGAAAUGAAUUUAGCGGCCAAUGAGUUGCUAUCGGAGACCAAACGUCUGGAGUGGCGCUCAAAACACAUUACAAAAUCAUAUAAUAUGAGCGGUGGAGACAGUGAUGGCAAUGAUAUGAUCGUUAGAUUAACGCCGCAACAAAUCCGCACAUUUAUUAUCACAACAAAUUCCAAUUAUAAUAAAGAAACCAAAUGCGCGUACAGUUGGGUUAAUGCGAGUCAAACAACAAUCCCGGGCAACGCAUAUAUAGCCGGUUAUGAUAUCGACAAAACACCGCUCACUAUAUGUCGACACAAACACAACGGAGACCUCAUAGCCGGCAGAGCGCACAAAGUGGUCGGUUGUGUCCUCACGUGGGGUGGGAGUGAAGUUACAAUCAAAAGGUCGCACGAGUUUGAGGUAUUGGUGGCCAACGGUGUGGAGUGGGUUCCCCGACACGGCAGAGACCCCGUCCCUACCGGUGCUCUCGUAGCCGGCAAUAAGGGUCGGCCCAAUACAGACACAUAUAUUGGACGGUGCGAUACACACGGGGCUCAACUUGUGGGCAAAAUUGAUUAUAAAUUUUAUUACGGCCACCAUGGUGACGAGAUUAGCGAUUAUAAAAAGAUUAAGGUUAAAUAUUCCACAUAA